AUGGAAUCGAAUAUUACAUCAGAAAACGAGCCUUGUAGAGACGAAUCAACAAAAUCGGAUUCGAAUAAUGAAAAACAAGAUAAUGAGGAAAAGAAAGAUGAUAAUGGAAGAUUUGAAUGCAAUAUUUGUUUAGAUGCAGCAAAUGAUGCAGUUGUAACUAUGUGUGGACAUUUAUAUUGUUGGGUAUGUCUUAGUUAUUGGAUGGAUUCAAGACCUUCUAAGAAAUGUUGUCCAGUUUGUAAAGCAUCAAUAUCAGAAGAUAAAAUUAUUCCAAUUUAUGGAAGAGGAGGAAAUAAAGUAGAUCCAAGAAGUAAAAAGGUUCCACCACGUCCACGAGGGCAAAGGACAGAAGAACCAGCUAAUCAAUUUGGUAUUGGAUUCUACCCUAUUUCUUUUGUAGCAUCAUUAUUUAAUACUCAGACAAACAGUAAUGAAAAUCGUAAUAAUAGAGAAGAUACACGAGAGUAUCAACAAGAACAAAUGUUAUCUAAUGGUUCCUUCUAUAUUGCAGUUCUCUUUUUAUUAUGGCUAUUCUUUUUCUAG
This is a messenger RNA of Strongyloides ratti, 543 nucleotides long. Its product is annotated as E3 ubiquitin-protein ligase RNF185. The coding region runs from base 1 to 543 and encodes 180 amino acids. The transcript has 3 exons. The record is from RefSeq and is a predicted model, not a curated record. Gene Ontology annotation, cellular component: endoplasmic reticulum. Gene Ontology annotation, biological process: ubiquitin-dependent protein catabolic process. Gene Ontology annotation, molecular function: ubiquitin protein ligase activity; ubiquitin-like protein conjugating enzyme binding. Lineage: Eukaryota; Metazoa; Nematoda; Chromadorea; Rhabditida; Strongyloididae.